Molecule: messenger RNA, 1273 nt
Organism: Ipomoea nil (Japanese morning glory)
Lineage: Eukaryota; Viridiplantae; Streptophyta; Magnoliopsida; Solanales; Convolvulaceae
Product: LOB domain-containing protein 27
Exons: 3
Coding region: 299-1273 (324 amino acids)
Source: RefSeq, a predicted model, not a curated record
UAAGUUUAAGUAGUAAAAAACAUAAAGAGAUUAAGGUAUAUUGCAUUGCAGUUCAAACUCACAAAACCAUCCCCACCAAUAUAGCUUUUUACACCCAAAUUCUUUUUACUCAGUCUUUUCCCUCAGUAAAAUCCGCAAUUAAUCAAUCAGACUUGUACAGAUCAACACAACACACAAGAAAACAAACACAUACUCUCAUCUUCUCUUCUCUUCCACCACCUUAAUCAUCAUUCAUCAUUCCCACCACCUUAAUUCUCAUCUCCAAAUCUCCUGAUUGUUGGUUUGAUGCUUUGCAACGAUGACUCGGAAGGGCGGCACGAGCCAGGCCUGUGCCUCUUGCAAGUACCAGAGGAGGCGGUGCAAAGUUGACUGCCCUUUGGCACCCUAUUUCCCUGCUGAUCAACCUAACAUGUUUCAAAAUGCACACAGGCUGUUUGGGGUAAGCAAUAUUAUCAAAAUACUUAAGCAAAUUGAUCCUAGCCAGAGAGGCGUGGCCAUGAAGUCUAUAAUUGACCAAGCUAACGCCCGUGCCAAAUACCCAGUUUAUGGAUGUGUGGCCGAGAUACAACAGCUCAUGCUCAAGAUUCAGCUCGCCGAGGAGGAGCUCCAGGCUGUUCAGGCACAAUUGGCGUUCUACCGACAGCACAAUCAGCAGCAACAGCAGCAGCAGCAGGAGAUCUCGUCGACCGGCCCCGGCCCCACCACUGAUUCUGUUCUGCCCUUGCAAUUGGGGACCUUGCCUCCUCCUCUUCCCAUUUCUCCUCCCACCAAUGCCCCCGGCUUCUCGCUUUUCCAUCAAGACCCUCCUCCCCAAUAUUGCAAUGCUGCUGCUUUUCCUGUUUCCCAUCCCUCCUCCUACUCCAAUGCUGCUUAUAACACCUCCAAUGCUACUACCUAUGUCAAUUCUAAAGACAACAAUAACAUCAAUUCUUUAUGGAUUCAACAACAUUUCACUAAUAGUAAUAGUAAUACCAAUAACAAUAACAACAACAACAAUACUGUCAAUCCAAUGAUGAUGCAACCACAAAUGGGGAGUGGGACUGCACAGCCCAUCACUAUACAACAACAAGAAGAAAACAUUCAAGAUUACGACGAGAUACAUCCGUUUUUUGAUACUAUUGAUGAUAGACAAUCCUACAUUGACUCCAAGGAAGCAUAUGAAUCAAGCUCCGAAUCAUCAUUGAAAGAUAUAGCACAAUCUGUUGAGCAUGUUUCCGAGAAUGAAUUAAAGAGCGCAGCAGCUUGUUUCAGUCUCACUAGUGUCAACUUGUAG